AUGGCGACGGCGCGACGCUCUCGGGUGUCGUGCGUGGAGCGACGUGGGGAGGCUGAAACGUGCUCGUGGAGGCCGAGACUUGCGGCAGUUAGGGGCUGUGGGAGCGGCGCAUAUGCAAGGCUGCUUAGGGUUUUAGUUGCUGGACUAGGGUUUCAAGAAGUUCUUCGGUUUUGCAUUGAUGAGGCACAAAGCGCAUUUGUGCCGGGGCGUCUUACUUCUGAUAAUAUUGUGGCAGCUUAUGAGAUUCUCCAUUCCAUAAAAAAUAGAAGAUUUGGUAAAGAAGGGUUGUUUGCUCUCAAGUUGGAUAUGAGCAAGGCGUACAACUGUAUUGAGUGGCGGCUCAUUGAAAAGAUGUUAUUGAAAAUGGGUUUCUCUGUCAAUUGGGUGGAACGGAUUAUGUGGUUCAUCACGUCAGUUACUUACUCAGUUGUGGUUAAUGGGAGGGUGGGAGAUAAGUUGGCAGAAAGUAGUGGUGCGAUAAAAGGAGCAAGGGUGAUGAGAGGGCCCUUGAGGGUUACUCAUUUAUUGUUUUCAGACGAUAGUCUCAUUUUUGGGGAUGCCACGGCAAUGAAAGCAUUGAAUGUCUUGAAGGUGCUUCAAUCAUAUGCCAAGUGUUCUGGUCAACUGGUCAAUUUUGAAAAAUCUAGAGUUUUCUUUAGUUCAAAUGUAGACAUGAGGAAUCAGUUGGAUGUGGAGAGAAUUUUGGGGGUUCACCAUGCUGAUAAUUGGGAGAAAUACUUGGGUUUACCUUGUAUGGUUGGUCGAAACAAGAAGUGGGCUUUUGCUAGCCUAAGAGAUAAAAUUCAAAGUCAGAUAUCUUCUUGGAGUGCGAGGCUGUUAUCUAUGGGUAGCAAGGAGGUUUUCAUCAAAUCCAUUCUCUAA
This is a messenger RNA of Gossypium raimondii (Peruvian cotton), 882 nucleotides long. RefSeq lists its product as uncharacterized. The transcript has 4 exons. Lineage: Eukaryota; Viridiplantae; Streptophyta; Magnoliopsida; Malvales; Malvaceae. The record is from RefSeq and is a predicted model, not a curated record. The coding region runs from base 1 to 882 and encodes 293 amino acids.